This is a messenger RNA of Medioppia subpectinata, 4858 nucleotides long. The record is from the annotation of a GenBank genome assembly. NCBI's taxonomy places the organism in Eukaryota, Metazoa, Arthropoda, Arachnida, Sarcoptiformes, Oppiidae.
UGAUAAAAGCCAUUGAAAUGCGAGUGAAUUGUGGACUCAAUUAGACUUAAGUGUGAAUUGAAUUGCAUUUUAAUCACUAAUUGUUUGCAAAAUUGUGGACAAAAUGAAUGAUCAAAGAAGGGAUCGAAAGGACAAACACUUGACGAAAAUGAGAUGCAAUGAAGAGUUGAGAGCAAAGAAACGUCAGAUUCAUGUGAUUCUCAAGAAAUGCACUUCAGAUCAAACCGAAGAAGAUUUGCAAUUAUUAAAGGAAUCGAAAUCAUUGGUUGAAUUGGUUUUGACGCGAAAACAAAGACUUGAGUUGAAUAAAGAGCGGAUCAAAGAAGUCGAAGACGAGCCACAAGUGUUGACAGACAAGUGUCACCUUUUAUCCAAACUGAUCCGAGAGUCUAAAGGAAUGGUUGUCUAUACCGGCGCUGGAAUCAGCACUUCUGCACAAAUACCCGACUAUAGGGGUCCGAACGGCAUAUGGACUCAACUCAAGAACGGAUCCGAUAUCGCCCAACACAGGGACCUCGUAAUGGCCGAGCCGACGUUCACUCAUAUGGCAAUCACUGAACUGAACCGCAAAAGGAUUGCCAAACACGUUGUGUCCCAGAACUGCGAUGGACUGCAUCUGAGAAGUGGUUUACCGCAGAAGCGUUUAUCUGAAAUCCACGGCAAUAUGUAUUUGGAAGUGUGUGUGAACUGCAAAACACAAUACUUAAGAGCUUUUGAUGUGACCGAAAAAACUUCGCUCCGAAGACACAAAACUGGCCGUAAAUGCCAUUUGUGUCACAAAGAGAGCGGAGAUCUAAUCGACACAAUCGUUCAUUUCGGCGAAAAGGGAAAACUCUUGUGGCCUUUGAAUUGGGAUUCGGCCGCAAAGACAUCUUCGAAAGCAGAUCUCAUUCUAUGUCUCGGAAGUAGUCUUAAAAUUUUGCGCAAAUAUCAGUGUUUAUGGCCGAAGAGAACUCAGAUUGCAAUCGUUAACCUUCAAUGGACUCCAAAGGACUCGCAAUCUGUGCUUAAAAUCAAUGGAAAGUGUGAUUCAGUGAUGAAAGAAGUGAUGAAACUAUUAAAUAUUGACGUCAAGACAUAUGAGAAAUGUUUGGAUCCAAUUUAUUGUUUCGCAACGCCAUUGAAACCGGAAGAAGAGGUGACGUGUAAUCGUAUAAAACUCUUCGAUUCGGACCAAUCGAAGGACAAGUUAUGCGAUUCUGUUAUGUCGAGUCCGUCCUGGUUUGGCAAAGGCAUCAAACUACAUUCAGUGUUCACCAAACAGUGGGAGAGAGUGUCCGACGUUAGAGUGUUUGGAGCCCUCUAUUGGGAGUUGUGUGUGAAACAGUGCCGAAGUGUUGGCGAUAGAGAGAAGUUGAGACAAUUGGUGUACGACUUGUGUGAGCGCGUCAUUACCGGUCAUCAGAAGCCCGAUCUCGUGGUCUCAGCCCUUCUCGAAGUGAUUAAAGCCAUAUCUGAAUGGGUUCUUAAGGAAAGGCUCGAUUACGAGACGACAGGCGACGCGAAGAUCAUCCCCAAUAAGAAGUUGGCCUCAACUAAAUUCAUUAAACUUAAGACCAGAUUAUUUUAUAAACAACAGAAAUUUAAUUUAUGUCGUGAAGAGAGCGAAGGCUAUGGAAAAUUAAUCGUUGAGUUGUGUCAAAGCGGACCUUUUGAUCACAAUUAUAUGCUUGAAGUGAUCAAAUCCUUGAUUGGUUGCUUUAAUUUGGAUCCGAAUCGUGUAUUGGAUAUUAUUUUGGAGUGCUUUGAAUACCGAAUAGAUCUCCACAACCAUUACAUACCAUUAAUUCGAGAUUUUCUGCCAAAUUCUACGACUUUAACGCAAAUCCUAGCGUUUAAAUUCAGUUUCUAUCAGAAUGAAACGGCGGCCGAAACUCCCGAGACAUUGUACGAAGUGGUGGCCCUCGCACUACACCAUAAACUCAUUGAACUCAACCAGUUAUACGAUUUUUUGUUUCCAAUAGACAGCAAAAUAUUAGAUAAUUAUAAAAGCGAAUUAUCCGAAGCGAAGACAUUCGCGAAGAAAAGCAAUGCUAUUCUCACUUCAGAUAAACAAACGGAAGAACAGCACAACUUUGAAGAAGAGAAACAAAAGCAGUUUCUAAGUAAUCAAAAGUUAGGCCUCAUUUUGGCGUUACUUAAAGUGGGCGAUUGGGAGAACGCCAAACAACUCAUUUAUAAACUCCCCGAAUAUUAUGCCGUCUCUUUCGAGAGUAUUGCCAAACAAUUGUGUGAUUUAAUACACUUUUCUAUCGAUAAGAUUUACAAACAACACUCAGGUUUGCCGACAAUCAUCGCCUCUAAAAUCAAAGCCUAUAAGUGUGCGAAACAACCACUUCUUAAACAAAUGGAGAGUAUUUCUGAUUUAAAAAGCGUUGCGUUUCCAAUGAUUGUGGCAAUUGGUCCGCAUUUAUUCAAAGACACACUACUAAUCGCCAAAAUCAUUCGCAUUUGUCGCACACUAUUGUCUAAAUCGUCGAACGAUAAUAAUUUUAAGCAUGAAAUCGCGACGAUUCUGGACGAAGCCGUCCUCCCGGCCAUGUCUUUGGUUGAGAGCAAUUGCGCGCUCUCUGAAGAACUAUGGCUUCUGUUGAAAUCAUUUCCAUAUCAGCAGAGAUACAAACUUUAUACCAAUUGGAAGGCCGAGCCGUCAAACACUUUGAUGAUUAAGACCAGAGCUGUUACUCUAAAAAGAAUUAAAUACAUUAUGAAGAGAUUGAGUAAAGAAAACGUUAAGCUCUCGGGUCGACAGAUCGGCAAACUAAGUCAUUCUAACCCAUCAUUUCUUUUCCAACAUAUAUUAUCGCAAAUCCAAUCGUACGACAAUCUGAUCGGCCCAGUGGUCGACUCACUAAAGUAUUUGACAACCAUUUCAUACGAUGUGCUAUCGUUUUGUGUGAUCGAAGCUCUGGCCAAUCCGGCCAAAGAGCAGACUAAGCACGAGGGCGCCACUAUUGCCCCGUGGCUGCUAAGUCUGGCCAACUUUUGCGGUUCAGUGGUUAAGAAAUACCCGAUCGAAUUGCCCGGACUCUUGCAGUUCGUCGCCAAUCAACUCAAGUCAGAGAAGUGUUUGGAUUUACUUAUCCUCAAAGAAAUUGUACAGAAAAUGGCCGGAAUUGAGGCCUCGGAAGAGAUGACAAACGAACAGUUGGGAGCCCUGAGUGGCGGCGAACUGUUGAGAGCAGAGGGCGGGUAUUUCACUCAAGUCAGGAACACCAAGAAGUCUACCUCUAGACUAAAGGACGCCUUACUUGACAACAAUCUGGCGAUGCCUUUGUGUAUACUUAUAGCACAACAACGCAACUGUAUUUUAUUUCACGAACAAUCGCACAUCAAACUCGUCGGCAAACUUUACGAUCAGUGUCAGGAGACUCUCGUCCAAUACGGAAGCUUUUUGGCCAAUACCCUAAACAUCGAGGACUACAUCAAUAAUCUUCCGCCGCUCGAAAAAUUGAUCUCCGAUUACAGCCUAAGCGCUGACAUUACCUUCUUUUUGGUCCGACCGAUGAUUAUUCAUUACAUUAAUAAAAAUUUUGAUGAACUCAAGAAAAGCGAGAAAAGUUCGUCGAACAGCAAACUAGUCGCCCAAUACAUUGAAGCCUCAGAUGCUGUCACUACACCUCUCGUCAAGUCUAUAGUUCCCGCUUAUUCUCCAAAGUUUUGGGACGAUUUAAGUCCGCGCUUUUUUGUCACGUUCUGGACGUUGACGAUGUACGACCUACAGGUGCCCACACAGAGCUAUGAGCGAGAGCUCAAACGUUUCAAAGACCAGAUCCAAAGCGCCGAAGAAAACAAAGAUUUGGCGCCAAAUAAGAAGAAGAAGGAAAAAGAGAGAUGUCUUUCAAUGAUGGAGAGAUUGGCCGACGAAGACUCGCGACAACAGGAACACAACAAACGAGUGUUGGCUCGACUCCAGAAGGAGAAAGACCAGUGGUUUCAGUCAAAAGUGGCCAAAAUGGAAAUGACUACUCAAUUCCUACAGCACUGUCUCUUUCCUCGGUGUAAAUUUGCCGCGUCUGACGCCCUCUUCUGCGCCAAAUUUGUCCAUUUAUUGCAUUGUUUGCAAACUCCCAACUUUUCUACUCUUAUUUGUUACGAUAGGAUUUUUGGCGAUAUUUCAUAUACGAUGUGUUCGUGUACUGAGAAUGAGGCCAACCAUUACGGACGCUUCCUUUGCUCACUACUCGAGACUGUAAUGAAUUGGCAUAAAAACAAAGAUGUGUUUAAUAAUGAAUGCGCGAAAUAUCCGGGAUUUGUGACCAAAUUCUGUGAGAAAGAUCCGGUUCACGUGGACUUUGAGAACUAUCGUCAUGUGUGUCAUAAAUGGCACUAUAGGCUAACCAAAGCCUUCAUAUUAUGUCUGGAUUCUGCGGAUUACAUACAGAUCAGGAAUUCGCUCAUUAUAUUGACCAAAGUAUUGCCACAGUUUCCAGUGAUGAUUAGUUUCGCUCAGGCUAUUGAACGCCGCGUCGAUAACAUCCGCAACGAAGAGAAAGAGAAACGACCCGAUCUCUACGCUUUGGCCACUGGAUAUUCGGGUCAAUUGAAGGCUCGAAAGUCUAAUUUUAUACCCGAAUCCGAGUUUCAUAUCAAAGAGAAUAAGAAUAAAGGCGUUCAACAAACGAAUGCUCAAAACAGCGCUCAAAAAGUGGAAAUGAAUAACAAUGCGGUUAAAAAGGAAGUGAAAACUGAAGCCAUUGUUAAUAACGACGAUAAGAAUGCUUCAAAGUCGAAGAACGGCAUCGACUCGAGCGACAAGAAAAAGGAGAUUAAGAAGGAUUCAAAAAGUGAGACAAAGUUGAGGAAAAUCAACUCAAGUGAAGAGAAAAUGAAUAACAGUAUAGAAAAGAAUAACCGA